Ambispora leptoticha is the source of this 353-nucleotide messenger RNA. NCBI's taxonomy places the organism in Eukaryota, Fungi, Glomeromycota, Glomeromycetes, Archaeosporales, Ambisporaceae. The record is from the annotation of a GenBank genome assembly.
CAAAACAAAACUAGUACCACUUACAGUUAUAGCUAGAGGAGUUGAGCUGACAAAAGAAAACCAAUUCACAAAAGUAGCAGAGCAAGAAGCAAUCACAAUACUAGGGAAAAUCUUAGUAGCAAACUCACUUAUACUUGCACGAAUAUGGUAUGCGGCAUACCUUCUACCUCCAAACAGAAAACAAGUAGCAGAAAUCAAUAGGCUAAUUACUAUUUGGAUCAAAAGUAACUUCAGAAUGCUUCCGAGAUAUGCAACUUUCCAGCUACCCUAUGAACAUGGAGGUCUACAAGCUCCAAUAGUCAACAAUAUGCUAGAUGCAAGGAUGCUAAUGGUUUGGACAAGACUAACAACUG